AUAUAAGCCACUGGCCUCUUAAUUUCUCACAGACAGAACCCAUAUCCACUUUUCUCGACUGCUACUUUCUGCCUCAGGCUUCAAUUAGUCUCUCUUCUAUCACUUUCUCUCCUCCCACACUUAACCAUUUUCCAAUUCCAAAGCGCUCAGUUUUUUUUGGUUAUAUAAUAUGGCAGCCUUUUCAUACCACCCUGCCUUUCUCCUUGACUCAAUUUUCUUGCCCAACACUCCUUCUAACAACAUCAACAUUGAUGAUGACCAUUUCUCUCCAUCUUACCCUUCUGAGCCUUUGAUCCAGGAAGUUCAUAAUACUGAUUCAAGAGCUGUUGAAAGCAGCUGUACUGUUGAUCACAGCUCAGCAAAGGUUUCUCUCAGUGACAAUGAGCCUUCUGUGACCAAGAAACAGAGCACAGAGUCCUCAACUGUGGUGGAUAAGCUUGAAACUGGUGAGCAGGUCACUCAGAAAGUGACUUCUAUGGACAAGAAGAGAAAGAACAGAAAUGGAUCAUCUUUGAAUUCUGCUCAAUCCAAGGCUUCAAGAGAGCACAAGGGAAAGAAGCAAAAGAAAUUGGAUGGUGCCAAGAACGCUGAGGAAAAGAAAGCUAAAUCAGAUAAAAAAGACCAGGUCAAAGUUGGAGAUGAACCUCCAACAGGUUACAUUCAUGUUAGAGCAAGGAGGGGUCAGGCUACUGAUAGCCACAGCCUUGCAGAGAGGGUAAGAAGAGAAAAAAUCAGUGAGAGGAUGAAGAUGCUGCAAAGACUUGUUCCUGGCUGUGACAAGGUCACUGGAAGGGCAGUGAUGCUGGAUGAAAUUAUCAAUUAUGUCCAGUCCCUACAAAAUCAAGUGGAGUUCCUCUCAAUGAAGCUUGCUUCUGUGAACCCCUUGUUCUAUGACUUUGGAAUGGACUUGGGUGCUUUGAUGGUCAAACCAGAGAGAUUGAGUAGCAUGGCAUCACCACAUCCAUCUGUGCCACAAUGCAGCCCCACACAGCCCACACCUUUUGCUGAUACAUCUACCAACAUCACCACCAACACCACCUUCUCCACAGCUAACAACUAUCCUUUUCUGGACAGUUCAGCUUCAUUUCUACUUCAACAAGGGCAGAGGCCAAAUGACUUUUCUCAGGACAGUGAAAGCCUAAUGUGGGAUGUGGAGGAUCAAAGACAAAACUUUCUCCAUCCAUCUGGUUUCGGCAACAACUUUCAAUUAAUAUAAUCCAAGAAGCUGCCCCCACAAGCAUACGGGCAUAUGUUUGUGAGAAGACUACUGCAAAAAG
Messenger RNA from Prunus avium (sweet cherry), 1277 nucleotides. Lineage: Eukaryota; Viridiplantae; Streptophyta; Magnoliopsida; Rosales; Rosaceae. The record is from RefSeq and is a predicted model, not a curated record.